This is a messenger RNA of Antrostomus carolinensis (chuck-will's-widow), 732 nucleotides long. RefSeq names its product tumor necrosis factor receptor superfamily member 21-like. Gene Ontology annotation, cellular component: plasma membrane. The record is from RefSeq and is a predicted model, not a curated record. NCBI's taxonomy places the organism in Eukaryota, Metazoa, Chordata, Aves, Caprimulgiformes, Caprimulgidae. Gene Ontology annotation, biological process: adaptive immune response; negative regulation of T cell proliferation; neuron apoptotic process. The annotation marks the transcript as partial. The transcript is spliced from 2 exons.
CUGGAAGCUGACAAACUGGCGCUGCCGGUGAGCCCCAGCCCGCUCAGCCCCACACGCAGCCCCAGCCCCAAGCCCCCCGAGGCGGCUGUCCUCACCGUGGAGCCCUCUCCUUCAGAGAAGAAAUGCUUCUUUGUCGAUGAAGCGGAGCCUCUCCUGCGGUGCGACUCGACCUCCAGUGGCUCCUCCGCGCUCAGCCGGACAGGCUCUUUUAUUACCAAAGAAAAGAAGGACACCGUCCUGCGCCAGGUGCGCUUGGACCCUUGCGACCUGCAGCCCAUCUUUGACGACAUGCUGCACAUCCUCAACCCUGAGGAGCUCCACGUGAUAGAGGAGAUCCCGCAGGCUGAAGACAAGCUGGACAGGCUAUUUGAGAUCGCUGGAGUCAAGAGCCAGGAAGCCAGCCAGACCCUCCUGGACUCUGUCUAUAGCCACCUUCCUGACUUACUGUAGGCACUGGGUCACCACGCACUCUUUGAAUAUCUGCUAGAGCUAGCUUGGCACUCGUUAAGACGACCGACAAUAUGCAGGCAGGUUUUGUUGUAGAAUAUAUGGCCAGUAUUUUCAUUGAGGUGUCCUUGGUUUCUGGAGGGGGGGCAGUUUGCCAGCGUUGCACCCCUCCACCUUAACUCUAUCGCUCAGUCCAAGUCUUUGCACCCUCUGCCCUCAUCCUGAGCCUCUCUUCUCCUUGUUCUCAUUCCAAUCAGAUCAGUCGAUGCACUUUAAAAAAAAAAA